Messenger RNA from Balaenoptera musculus (blue whale), 6352 nucleotides. It is a transcript of the gene LIN7A, whose product is annotated as lin-7 homolog A, crumbs cell polarity complex component. Lineage: Eukaryota; Metazoa; Chordata; Mammalia; Artiodactyla; Balaenopteridae. The transcript has 9 exons. The coding region runs from base 364 to 1065 and encodes 233 amino acids. Gene Ontology annotation, molecular function: L27 domain binding. The record is from RefSeq and is a predicted model, not a curated record. Gene Ontology annotation, cellular component: basolateral plasma membrane; MPP7-DLG1-LIN7 complex; synapse. Gene Ontology annotation, biological process: neurotransmitter secretion; maintenance of epithelial cell apical/basal polarity; protein localization to basolateral plasma membrane.
UGAAAGAAUUGUAUUAAAACAAAUAACAUUCCAGUGGAUGGGAAGAACUCUACAACUUCAGUUCAUUCUAGCAACCAAAUAUAAGAUAUUUCUGUUAAAAGUGAAAAACUGGCAUUUAAAAUGGAUUGGUAUUCAUAAUUGUUAUUUAAGGAUCUCGCCUCUUCCAGCUUUUCACAUUGUCAAAGAAUGUAUCAACUUUGAGGGAGUUCCAUAAGAGCAAAGCAAAUAACACGUAGACAGGCAUAAAUCAACAAGUAUGCUGCAUAAGAAAACGUUCACCUGGGGAGUGAGAUUCCAGUGUUGACUUCUAAUUUCUGGUGGUGGCACUCCUUGAGGUCUUCUCUCUUGGAUUUGCGGUUGCUGAUGCUGAAGCUGAGCGUCACUUCGGCUGCCACGGCAGACAUGGCGACAUUGACGGUGGUCCAGCCGCUCACUCUGGACAGAGAUGUUGCCAGAGCAAUUGAAUUACUGGAAAAACUGCAGGAAUCUGGAGAAGUACCAGUGCACAAGCUACAAUCCCUCAAAAAAGUGCUCCAGAGUGAGUUUUGUACUGCUAUUCGAGAGGUGUAUCAAUAUAUGCAUGAAACGAUAACUGUUAAUGGCUGUCCCGAAUUCCGUGCCAGGGCCACAGCAAAGGCAACAGUUGCAGCUUUUGCAGCUAGUGAAGGCCACUCCCACCCUCGGGUAGUCGAGCUGCCAAAAACAGAUGAAGGCCUUGGUUUUAAUGUGAUGGGAGGAAAGGAGCAAAAUUCCCCCAUUUAUAUCUCUCGCAUCAUUCCUGGAGGGGUGGCCGAAAGACACGGAGGCCUCAAGCGAGGAGACCAGCUACUAUCAGUGAAUGGAGUGAGUGUGGAAGGAGAACACCAUGAGAAAGCUGUGGAACUACUCAAGGCUGCUAAGGACAGCGUCAAGCUGGUGGUCCGAUACACCCCGAAAGUCUUGGAAGAAAUGGAGGCUCGCUUUGAAAAGCUACGGACAGCCCGGCGUCGGCAGCAGCAACAACUGCUAAUUCAACAACAGCAACAGCAGCGGCAGCAACAAACACAGCAAAACCACAUGUCAUAGGUCCUUGAAGCUACUUGAUCAAACACCCAAUAGUCACAAGUUUGAAACCGUGCUUCAGAAUCCCAGCACAUAGUAAAGGAAAAGACAACACUGAUAAUUAUACCUGUCAAGAAACUGUGAACACGUGGUGUAUAAAUUCUUUACCAAGGCAACUCGACACCUUCUUUCUCUGGGGCUGAACCCCCGCUGCUCACGUGCUUUUUACAAACACAGACCUUCCAUUCACUGCAGUGGGAAUUCUCAGUGUGUAAAAGGAGAGGUUUUCCAGUCUGCAGACUGAAACAGAAUAAGAAGAAUAAAGUCCAUGACUUUCAGAUAAAUCACCAGGGCCAGGGUUAAGUGAAUCUUGGGUCUAUAGCUUUUCCAGAGAUUAACAAAUCCCUCAUUAGGCUAUAGUUCAAACUGCAUCAGUUCAAGGUUGUCGCCACUUAAAAGAAACCUACACAUUGCCCCUCACCCGGACCUGUUCCACGUCUGUAUUGCUGAGUUGUCUGAAUUAGAAUUCCAGUUAAUUGCAAAUUCAACCUCUGUUCCCCUCUUGAAAAUGGCAAGUUAUUAUACUAUAUUUAUACUCAAUUCAGGUUCUAGAAGCAUUUGGCUUUUUAUUUUCUGUUUCCAUGAAUUUUAUUAUGCAUUAAUAGAGUGGGCAACUUCAGCUCAACUUUUAGUUAGUUAAAUGCAAGGAUAGAGAACUCUAGUACUGUUUUUUGUUUUUUUUUUUUAAUUUAAGUCUUGCUUGUAUCUAUUCUUAUUAAGUCUAACAGAAUAUAAUGUCUUUUAUUCCACAAAAUAUAUAUUAUCAGAGUGUAUUUGUUACAAACUUAGGUCUUUUCUUACCAAGUGUUAUGAAUCUGGUAAGAGAAUAGUAGCAAAGGACCCAGCUUCAUGAACUGAUCCUUGUAUGAUAUUUAUAUAUAACCCUGCUCUCAAUAUUUUUUGUUAAUUUUAUAUUUUUGAUUGAUAAUCUGGAGAAAUCUAAACUCUUUUUACCUACACUGAUGUGCUGUCAUAGAAGUCUGUUUGAUAUUUUAAAGCUUAGGGCUUUACAAAACUAAAUUAUGGAUGUGCAUGUAUAUAUAUACAAAUAUAUGUCAUACCAAAUCUAGAUUUUUCCCAAGUAUAAACUGGAUAUGUUUGGCAAUAUAAGAUCACAAGUAUUAUUCCUCUUAAAAUUAGGCAUAUGGAAACCAGAGAUAUUAAUAUUGUGAAUGAAAAGAUAUUGCUGCUUCUAGGGUAAAAAUAUACCUACUUCAUUACACAUAUUCAUGUAGGUAAACAGACAGUGAGAUAUCAUCUUUCAGAAAGUAUCAUUUACUGUAAAACGAUCUGUUAGAAUCAUCUAUACUGAUCAUAACUUUUAACUUGUGAAUCUAGGCACAUAAGUCUGAUCUUACUUUAUGGAAUUAGCAGGAAGCAAUAAUUAUUUGGGCACUUAAAUACCUUAGCCACACAAAUGUACCUGAAGAAGGAAUAAAUGUCCAGUUGAAACAUUCUAGGGAGAUCAUUAAAACUUGAGGCAAAUAUUUGAAAAGUCCCUUUUCUCAAAUGAAGAAACUGAUUCCCCAAGACACAAUAAAUUUCACAUUUCAGAGAGUCCCUCAAAUUAGAAAUUUAUGAAGCUCAGUUUAGGAACUGUGUUCUUGAAAAUAAAACCAGUUGGAACUACCCCACGUGUUUCAUGUUGCCCUGUCGGGUGGUAUUGUUGUCAAUACCAAGUUCUGCCCACUCUUCAUAGUCCAUCACUCAACAGAGGACAAACAGUAAGGAAACCAGGAGGUGCACCUAUUUCAUCAACGUCCUGCCGUGGUAACAGAUUCCCAUUCCUGAACACGUGUAUCAUUUUUUACUAGAGAGAACUGGGGUGGGGGUGGGGCAAGGGUGAGGACCCUGAAUGUUAUGUAAAAUAGGGUUACAAAAGAGGUAAGCAUGACUAAGGGAAUGAAUGAAGAAUACGGGAGUAGUAUUCAGUUUGAGAGAGGUAGUUCCCAUUUUUAUAAGAAAAAUUUAAUACAACAUAUAUUUUAGUUAUCAUUUAACAGAAAAAUAUUCAUGCUAUUCAGGCUAUGCCACAGACUCUCAUAAAGGGAAAUCACUGCACCCUUGUGAUGAGGAAAUGGUCAUUUCAGCACAUCUCAGUACACUGUAUAAAUUUGGAGCUUAAGGUAUGUUUUCGUUUAGCCGUAAGUGGUUGGUUAGUAUUAAAUUAUCAUCUGUUUUCAUGUCAAUAUAAAUAUUGUCAUGGUGUUACAGAAGCAACUGUCAAAUGGGCAGACAGCUUACAUUUGUGUUUUCUGGAAACCUUUGUAUUUUAUGCUUCAUUUGCAUAAUGUUUUGUGCUAAUAAAUGUAUGCCAAGUCGUUUGUCCAAGUGAAGGGGCAAUCCAUCACACCUAAGGCAUCUAAGGACAGAUUACAUGUCACACUAGUCCUGUUUACAAAUGACCAGUCAGAUGGCCAGUUUUCUUCAGUAAAAUCUAGUUAUGAAAUGUAAGCCUUCCCCUAAAGUUUUCGUCAAAAGUAGCCAUCCCUAAGACUUAGAGAGGCUGCUUGUGGUUGUCUAAAGGUUCACUGAAGCCAGAGGGAAAAGGAAGAAAAUGACCACAACUUGUAUUAAUGCCUUUUAUUAUUACUGAUCAUAUUAGAGCCACUGACAAGUCCAAAAUCAUAUUAAAAUGAAGACAUAUCAUGUUGCUCCUACAUGAAGCUUUACUAUAAACAAAUGAGAUAUUAAAAGUUGGGGGAAAAUCUGUUGUGACUAUUCAUCAGUGAUCCUGGUGAAUUUUAAUUCUUUCCCUUGACCUAACUGGUGGCCAGAGUUUUCUAAACUCUUUCCUGCUGUGAUUUUGAAGGAAAAUUACACAGAGCAUAGUUCAGUAAAAGAAUCCUUAAACCUUUUCAUUGAGGCAUUUACAUUUUGAUUCUGUUGCCAUUUGAAAUGGAACAUCCACAGGGAGAUAAUAAGCUUAAAUUACAAUUGACUUUGGAAAGAAUAACAGAUUUUGUGCUUCCUCAAUCAUGUAAUCAAUAGGGAAUUCUCUAGUUAUGUGAACUACCACUAUCUUUUAAGACAAUGCUAAAAUCUAAAUACAAAAUCUAUCAUUCAGGAGCUUUUUAAGAAUUCAAGGCUGUCUCUGAAGAACUUGGCUGGAGAUGGAUUAUACCAAUUUACAAAUGCAGUUUUCAACCAUGACAAAUCAAACUGAUCUGAUCUCAGUUCAUUUUACUCAGCUGUGCCCAUGGGACUCUGAGACGUUGGAAUACUUUGUCUACAUUAUUUUUAACAUCUAUAGAUAUUUGUGGAUGUGUGAAUAAUGCUUGAAUUUCUCAUCUUUUGCCUAGUUUGUGCUUAUCACACAGACACAGCCUGUUAGUAAGACCAGCUUUAACAGCAUCAUGAAGUAGAAAUCAAUGCUCUAAGGAUUCAGGGAGGCCAAUGUAAGGCAAAAUCUCCUGAAACAUGGGGUAGUCCUACCCAUCUCAUCCCUCUCUAGAUCAUAAAAUCCCUGAGAAAGGGCUAUAACCGCCUUGUGGACUGCUGUAUCCCUAGCAUCAGGGAUAAUGCCAGCACAGUAGAGGCGCUCAAUUAACAUUUGUUGAAUGAAUGGACAACUAAAUAAAUGAAUGAAAUUAGACAAAUAAAUGAAUUUUGCCUUCUGAUAAUUUGAAAAAUUUCACCAAUUUAUAUUAUCCUGAUUGGCAUUAUAAUUUCUGAAUUACAUAAUUAGAACCAGAAUUGACUCUUUAUAAAUACUUUUUAGAUAUAUGAAUUUGGAAUCAAUUACUUCAAAGGCUUCCAGGGUUUGAGAACACUUAGAUAGGAAUGUUUGGGGAUUCAGAGUUUUUACAAUGAAUAAAACUCAACUUUUCUAGUUAUUUAUGAAAGCUCCCUUAGUUAUAUGACAAGGAUGAUCCAAACAUGGAACUCCAUUUAUAAAUUUUGUAAAAUAUUUUCAUUUUUAAAAAAGAAAAAAAUUCAUAUCAUCAAGCAUAUUAUUAAUAUGUCCUUCAAUAUAUAUUAACCACUUUUCUCUAAGGCUUGCAUUGUAAUUGGAGAUACCAUCUCUAAAUCUUUUCCUGCUUUCAAAAGAUCACUUCUCCUUUCUUACUUGAUUCUUAGAACGUACCUGAGCUAAAGAUUAAUCACAUAGCAGCUAAGUCUUUUCCAUGUGUUUAUUCAUCUAACAAAUAUUUAUUGUAUACCUAGUAUAUGCUAGGUUUUGGAAAUACAAUGGCAAACAAGACAGAUGCAGCACCCCCAUGGAGUUUGCUGUGAGGAGCUCCUCAACAUUUGCUCUAGCAAUAACUAGGGUUACUGUCUAAUGGAUCCUUCACAGCUAAUAGAAGAAAUGAAAUCCCUUACCCCAUGGAAAACAUGAAAGACUCUCUGCACACAUUUAUGUGAACUUGCUUUUCUAAACACGCCACUCAAAAAUGCUGCUCAGUGUACCCAAACACCAUAGUUAUACCCCAGUGAGGUAGGUAAUAAUUUAUUCAUAACUAACACUUAUUUAGCUCUUACUAAGUUCUGCUGUGCUCAGUACAUUCAUACACUGUAUCAUUGAAUCCCUUCAACAACUCUUAUUUAGUAGGUUCCAUUUUAUAGACAAGAAAACUGAAGCACAGAUAUGUGACCUGUCCAAGGUCACACACUUAGCAGAUGGAACUGGGAUUUGAACCCACACAGUAUAACACAAAAGCUCAUGUGUCUAAGCGUUAUCUGUGGCUUGGGGGACAUCAUUACAUUAAAAUAAAUGUCAGUAAAAUAAAUGGGUCACUGUAUAUAAAAGUUCUUUGAAAUUGUAAAGUAGUAUAUAAAAGAUAUUAGUAAGUAUUAUGAUCAACAACCACAUCAGUGGCAGAAAAACAGAGUGAGAACUCAAUCUUAAGUUGCAGCUUACCCCUCAUGAAGAACAUUUCAAGCCAGGGAAAUGGAUAAAAGUACAGAUCCAGAAAAUUUCUGACAUGUGAUAAAUAUUGCAAUGACUUUUCAGAAUUACUUCUUGUUAGCCACUGUGUCUAUUUGGUGCUACAAAAAACAAAAAAAAAACUGAAAGAACAAAAUCCCUUGCUAUAAGGGCUUAUAAUAAAUACACAAUGUGGAGAUGAAUCAAGGAUAUUCCACAUUUAUGGGGAAAGAUUGGGCCAUAGUACUAUUUUCUCACCAUUACAUGUGAUCUUGUCUUUCUAAUUGUUUUCAUUAUUUUUCUGAAAGAGCUGCAAAAUUGUGCAGUGGUUCAGCCUGACCAAAGUGGUAAUAUGCUGCUGGGAAGUAAAAGUAUUAGAUACCA